This is a messenger RNA of Apodemus sylvaticus (European woodmouse), 1885 nucleotides long. RefSeq names its product growth hormone regulated TBC protein 1 (gene Grtp1). Bases 86 to 1114 code for a protein of 342 amino acids. Lineage: Eukaryota; Metazoa; Chordata; Mammalia; Rodentia; Muridae. The record is from RefSeq and is a predicted model, not a curated record. The transcript has 8 exons.
CGCGCCCCGGGGCCAGCCACGCACCGGGGGCCAGCGCUCGGGGCUGUACUGGUUCUGAGUCCCGCGGUCCCUGGCCCUUCUCCGCAUGGAUCCCGCAGAGCGCGCGCAGGCAGCCCGAGCUCGGGUGCCCAGGAUCGAUCCGUAUGGAUUUGAAAGGCCCGAAGACUUUGAUUAUGCGGCUUAUGAAGAAUUCUUUUCCACGUACCUGGUGAUACUCACUAAGAGGGCGAUCAAAUGGUCCAAACUUCUAAAGGGAAGCGGUGGUGUCAGAAAAAGUGUGACAGUGAAGCGCUACGUCCGGAAGGGGAUCCCGCUGGAACACCGGGCCCGUGUGUGGAUGGCCGUGAGUGGCGCCCAGGCCCAGAUGGACCAGAACCCUGGGUACUACCAUCGACUGCUGGAGGGAGAGAGCAGCUCCAGCCUGGAGGAAGCCAUCAGGACAGAUUUGAACCGGACGUUCCCUGACAACGUGAUGUUCCGGAAGACGGCGGAUCCUUGUCUCCAGAAGACCCUGUACAACGUGCUCCUGGCCUACGGGCUGCACAACCGAGACGUGGGGUACUGCCAGGGAAUGAACUUCAUAGCUGGGUACCUGAUCCUUAUCACUAAGAAUGAAGAGGAGGCUUUUUGGCUCUUGGACGCUCUUGUUGGAAGAAUAUUACCUGAUUACUACAGCCCAGCAAUGCUGGGGCUGAAGACUGACCAAGAGGUCCUGGCCCAGCUGGUGAGGAUGAAGCUGCCGGCGGUGGCAGCCCUGAUGGAUGGCCAUGGUGUGUUGUGGACGCUGCUGGUGUCCCGCUGGCUCAUCUGCCUGUUUGUGGACAUCCUGCCUGUGGAGACGGUGCUACGAAUCUGGGACUGCUUGUUCAAUGAGGGCUCCAAAAUCCUAUUCCGGGUCGCGCUGACCUUAAUUAAGCAACACCAGGACUUUAUAUUGGAAGCCAGCAGUGUUCCAGACAUCUGUGACAGGUUCAAGCAGAUUACCAAAGGCGACUUUGUGACAGAGUGUCACACAUUCAUGCAGAAAAUAUUUUCCGAGCCAGGACGCCUGUCCAUGGCUACCAUCACCAGGCUCCGGGAGAGCUGCCGAGCCAAGCUGCAGGCACAGAGCUGAGAGCACGAGCAGCCGCCCCGCCGCUGCCGCAGAGCACACUUCACCAAUUCCUACCACGUCGUUCCUGCUGUAAAUACUUGAAAUCAUGACACUCAAUGUGAACUUUUAAACGAAUGAUUUAAAAUGAGUGUUUUACAUUUUUCCUACCUUUGGAGUCAUAAGUUGAAUUAUCCGGUCCAGCUUGGUGACCUUAGUUGGGUCCCAGGACCCAUAAGUGGAAGCAAAGAACACCCGUUCAAGUGGUCAUUUUGAGACACACACUCACGCAUUAAAAAAAAAUAUUUUUACCUGAGAUACUAGUAAUAGGAAGUAUGACGUGUGCAUUUUAUUGAGAAGAGCAACAAGUUUCCUAGUGUUAAGUUAGUGACUGCCCUGUGACUUUGGCUUCUCAGGGGAGAAGACUCAUGGCACCCUCCCAGGAUACUGUCCUAGCCUGUGCCUGUGUAGACCUCUGCCCUAUGGGGACAAGAAGAGCCUACUUCUGAGCAUGGUCACGUGUGAUGACCCCUGGCUUUCUCAGAAUGGCCUUACAAGUUGGGCUGGUUGGGGCCCUGUCCCCUGGCUAGUCCUCAGUGGACAGGCUCUCCAGCAGGCUGGCCUUCCUCCCACGCCCACCCUCAUGUCCUAUUCGUCCAGCACAGCGGACAGCCAUCCCCACUAUCCCCUGGUAAAGGCUGUGCAGGAGGCUGGGCAUCAGGGGCAGCUAUCAGUUGCAAACAAGCCCUGAGCCCUCACCUUGCAGAAGACAGGGGCAGCUCAGAGGGCAGCUCU